UUGGUACCUGUUAGCUUCUGCCGUCCAUCCCUAAACGUACGGGUUACUGAACCUCUGAAUAGCGUUUGCUUGAGUGCGACUUCACAAGCAAGUGUCUGUUCGUCCUGUUUGGCUCGAUCUCCGCAAACCAAUUCAUAACAUCAGUUUCACGAUGUCAGUCAUCGACUUCGAAAGCCUAUCGUCGAAACUGAGCGAGUUCACCGUGGUCGACGUCCGCCUUCGGGACGAGGUCAAAGAACAAGGGCAGCUUCCAGGGUCACACGUCCUGCCGGUACAAGAGCUGGAGGAAGCCAUGGAGCUGGCCGAGGACGCCUUCAAGGCGAAGUACGGAUUCCCGAAGCCCAGCGCCGAAGACCCCAACCUGGUCAUCUCCUGCAGAUCAGGCAGGAGGGUCGGGAUCGCCAACGAGGUCCUCCAGAAGAAGGGAUUCACCAAACACAGGCUGUACAACGGAUCGUUCCUGGACUGGGAGAAGAACGAAGGGACCAUCGUCAAGCCCGGGGUUCCUUUCGAGCCUGAGAAGUGAGGAUCGUUUGAUCGUGUGAUCGUCUCCCCCCUCCCACCCCGCCCCAGGAGAAGCUUAGAUAGCUGAGUGAAGCAGAAGGCUGUCUGAUAAGAUCUAGUGCUGUGAAAAGAUGUCAUAAUAACAACGGUCAUCGAUGCAGAAAAUAUAUGCACAGUUUCAAUUACAAAGGUACUUUUUUUUUUCUUGAGGUUUCCAGCAAUGCAGUUUUUUAGCCUUUACAACCCAAAUGUUUAUGAGGUUUGAUAGCGAAAUUUAUUCAUAAUGUACAAUCCCAUAUAUCACGUGCGUGAGCUGGUGUUAUGCUUUUACGCAUUUGUAUGUUUGCAUGAAUAUAAUGCUGCGUAUGUGUAAUAUUUGAAUAUGUUCAUUGUAUAUCUUCUUUUUUUUAAAUAUACAUGGUUAUUUUACUUUCAUAAGAAGAAACGUCAAAAUAAAUACAGCAUUUUGAA
This is a messenger RNA of Macrobrachium nipponense, 975 nucleotides long. Its product is annotated as rhodanese domain-containing protein CG4456-like. The record is from RefSeq and is a predicted model, not a curated record. The transcript is spliced from 4 exons. NCBI's taxonomy places the organism in Eukaryota, Metazoa, Arthropoda, Malacostraca, Decapoda, Palaemonidae. The coding region runs from base 152 to 526 and encodes 124 amino acids.